Molecule: messenger RNA, 1209 nt
Organism: Solanum verrucosum
Lineage: Eukaryota; Viridiplantae; Streptophyta; Magnoliopsida; Solanales; Solanaceae
Product: mitochondrial arginine transporter BAC1-like
Exons: 9
Coding region: 18-935 (305 amino acids)
Biological process (GO): mitochondrial L-ornithine transmembrane transport
Molecular function (GO): L-ornithine transmembrane transporter activity
Source: RefSeq, a predicted model, not a curated record
UUGGAGCAAUAGAGAAGAUGGAUGGAAAUUCGGGGUACAAGGAGUAUGUAGCUGGUCUGAUGGCCGGUAUUGCUAUUGUGAUUACCGGUCACCCUUUUGAUACCGUCAAGGUGAAGCUCCAGAAACACAAUACGGAAGCUUGUGGAAUAAAGUACAAGAAUGGAUUGCAUUGUGCUGCUAGAAUAUUAAAAACUGAAGGAGUUAAGGGGCUCUAUCGAGGAGCUACAUCUUCGUUCAUUGGCAUGGCCUUUGAGAGCUCACUUGUAUUUGGCAUUUACUCCCAAACAAAACUAUUGCUGCAGGGUGGACCUGAUGGAGGUAUGCCCCAGCCUCAAGCGAUAAUUCCUUCAGCUGCCUUUGGAGGAGCUAUUAUCAGCUUCAUUCUAUGUCCAUCAGAACUGGUGAAGUGUAGGAUGCAAGUUCAGGGUGCUGAUUCUGUGGUACCAAGCUCCAGUAGAUAUGGUGGUCCUCUUGAGUGUGCCCUUAAAACUGUAAAAUGUGAAGGGAUCAUAGGCAUAUUUCGAGGAGGCUUCACAACCUUAUUAAGAGAAUCUUUCGGAAACGCUGUCUUCUUUAGUACAUAUGAAUAUGUGCGUUAUCACUUGCAUCUACAACAUAAAGGGGCUUCCUCUGAGUCUAGCCAAUUGAUUGAUAUUGGAGUUGGAAUAAUGAGUGGCGGUCUUGGCGGUAUAGCAUGCUGGUCAGCAGUUCUGCCGUUGGAUGUAGCAAAAACUAUAAUUCAAACUACCCCAGAGAAAGACCAUACGAGAAAUCCGUUUCGUGUUUUAAAAUCGAUAUAUGCAAGAUCUGGUCUUAGAGGAUGCUAUAUGGGUCUAGGUCCUACAAUUGUGAGGGCGUUUCCUGCUAAUGCAGCUGCAAUUGUUACAUGGGAGCUGUCUGCCAAACUGUUGGGAAUCAAGCGUGAUUUGAACUAGAAAUGAUGGUGAUUCUGAGAAUACACCAGUAUCAGAUGUGAUCAAUCUCAGCAGGGACUCGGGGAGAAUCAGCAGUCAAGGCUUCCUGCCUGCCGGAAAAAGCAGGGGAUGGCAAAGAAUCCCCAUUUGAGACUCCACUAACAGAUUGUUCUCCAUGUAUUUUUCAUUUAAAUUGCCUUCACCUUAAAUUUAAAGCAGCACUGAGCACAAUGAAAUUCAUACAAAAGAAAUAACAGUUAAAAUAGUUGUUCUGAUUUGGCUUUGGUUCCAUAAU